GAAGAGACUCCGCGAUUUUGUUGCAAACGUUGAACAGUUCCUCCUGAUUUAAAGCACCAAAAAAGCCCCGUUUGAACCUCGGGAUAGUAACUAACAACCAGAUGAGAAUGUAGGCAUGAGGAUGCUGCUGGACACCUCUGCCUUGGCCCCCCACAGUCCGUGGCUCUCAGCCACCAUUGAAUCCCGACAGAAAACCUUUCUAUCCAUGAAAAACAAUCCCUUCCUAUUGGCUGGGUUGAGCUGCACAUGCUAUAACAACAGGAUAUGCAGCGCUAUGGGCUGAUAAUAGCUUAUCGUGUGUUUUGCAUGCUUUUUAUUUAAUCAAUAGAAUGUCUGCUUAAAGGGUUCGGGUGCAAUAAUUAUAAUAAAAAGAAUUUACAAUUUACAGUUCAACUAAAGGCUGUUUUGUUUCACAGAGCAGUUGUGUCUGUGUAAAGCUGCUGAAGAAUGUUUAAGUAUCGGAUCCGGAUGUUUUUCAGUGAACUCAAAGUGUUACUACUGAUGCGCUCUGGAUCAAGCAGGAGGACUAAUACGGACCCAGACCCGGACACGCAGACUGAGAUGCGAGGGCUCGCCAUAGGAGGCUGUGGCUGGCCACCGCUGAGCUGCUCUCACCCGGACGAUGAGGAGGAAUAUUAUGGGUCUGACCCCCGGCCACGCAGCCUGGCAUUUGAAGAUAAAGAAGGAGCCAAAGCCCACGGGGGAGACCUGAACGCUACAUCCCUCCCGAGUCUCUCAGAGAGCGGGAUGCGAUCACCCCAGUGCCGGAUCUGUUUCCAGGGGCCGGAGAAGGGGGAGUUGUUGAGUCCGUGUCGCUGUGAUGGCUCUGUGCGCUGUACCCACCAGUCCUGCCUAAUCCACUGGAUCAGCGAGAGAGGCUCCUGGAGCUGUGAGCUCUGCUACUUCAAGUACCAGGUCCUGGCCAUCAGUACCAAAAACCCACUGCAGUGGCAGGCCAUCUCUCUGUCUGUGAUCGAGAAGGUGCAGAUUGCAGCCAUUAUCCUGGGCUCUUUGUUCCUCAUCGCCAGUGUUUCUUGGCUGGUGUGGUCCUCACUCAGCCCUUCAGCCAAAUGGCAGCGGCAGGACCUUCUCUUUCAGAUAUGCUAUGGCAUGUAUGGUUUUAUGGACAUAGUUUGUAUAGGCCUUAUAAUUCAUGAAGGAUCAUCUGUUUACCGGAUCUUUAAGCGCUGGCAGGCUGUGAACCAGCAGUGGAAAGUGUUGAAUUACGAGAAAGCAAAGGACUUACGUGACCCGAUCAGUUCCAGCAGUAAAGCUGCUGGUCAGGUUGAGAGCGGCUCUUCUCACACUGUCACAGACAGCGGACAGAGGACGAAUCGGCAAGUCAGGACUAUUCUCCAUCACCACUGUGGCUACACUAUUUUGCACAUCCUCAGUCAGAUAAGAUCCAACAACCUGCACAGUGACAACCAUGAGGUGGUCAUGAGGGUGACCACAGUAUGAGGCUGGGAAACUGACAGACAGAGGUGUGCUGUGUGCUUUAUUAGGAAAUAAAGGUGUUGAUUAGGAUGGCAUUUUUAAAAAUCCUAAUCUCAUGUCACAUAUACACUGCCAUUAUCAUCGAGUCUCACAACUGGUUUGCAGAUUCUCCUUGGGCUCAGACUGGACAAUGAGAAACACAAUAUUUCAUGCAGUUUUAUCCUGGACUUUAAAAACAAAGACUGUGAAGCCAUUACUAAUAAGGAAAAAUGAUUUCUUUAAAAAAAAAGAAAACAUUUUCAUUUUUAAAGUUACCGAUCAUAUUUUUUUUUACCAUAAAUGAUACAAAAUGCCACUGAACUGUGUUUUGUUUUGCUUUCUAAAGAAGAAUGAAAAUAUUGGAUGCAAUUUUACAGUAGAGUGUUUUGGCAGUGAAAAUGACCAUGCUUAUUAUGUAACAAUAGCAAUGACCUCUGCCCCUGAAUUUAUUCCAUAGCCUAUACCUGAGGUUCCACCAUUAUCUGGUAGAUUUGAGCUGCUUUCACUUGAAGUAGCACAGAUAUUAAAAAGCCCAAUAAAACGCUGACACAUGGCACAAUUGUUUAAUACAUACCUUCAUAUGAAA
Monopterus albus (swamp eel) is the source of this 2062-nucleotide messenger RNA. RefSeq names its product E3 ubiquitin-protein ligase MARCH9. The record is from RefSeq and is a predicted model, not a curated record. Gene Ontology annotation, biological process: protein ubiquitination. The transcript has 4 exons. NCBI's taxonomy places the organism in Eukaryota, Metazoa, Chordata, Actinopteri, Synbranchiformes, Synbranchidae. The coding region runs from base 448 to 1461 and encodes 337 amino acids. Gene Ontology annotation, molecular function: ubiquitin-protein transferase activity; zinc ion binding.